AUGAUGGAGAAAAAGUGUAUCCUGUAUUUUCUGUUUCUCUUGCCUUUUCUUAUGAUUCUUGUCAUAGCAGAAUCAGAAGAGAACCCUGGUGACUUAAUUCAGUUGGGUGUUACUAGAAAUAAAAUCAUGACGGCUCAAUAUGAAUGUUACCAAAAAAUUAUGCAAGACCCUGUUCAACAAACAGAAGGCAUUUAUUGCAACAGAACCUGGGAUGGAUGGCUGUGCUGGAAUGAUGUUGCUGCAGGAACAGAAUCAAUGCAGCACUGCCCAGAUUACUUUCAGGACUUUGAUCCUUCAGAAAAAGUUACAAAAAUCUGUGACCAAGAUGGAAACUGGUUUAGACAUCCAGCAAGCAACAGAACAUGGACAAAUUAUACCCAAUGUAAUGUUAACACACAUGAGAAAGUGAAGACUGCACUGAAUUUGUUUUAUCUGACUAUAAUUGGACAUGGAUUAUCUAUUGCAUCACUGCUUAUCUCACUUGGUAUAUUCUUUUAUUUCAAGAGCCUAAGUUGCCAAAGAAUUACCUUGCACAAAAAUUUGUUCUUCUCUUUCGUUUGUAACUCUAUUGUAAUAAUCAUUCAUCUCACUGCAGUGGCCAACAACCAGCCCUUAGUGGCCACAAAUCCUGUUAGCUGUAAAGUGUUCCAAUUCAUUCAUCUUUACCUGAUGGGCUGUAACUACUUUUGGAUGCUUUGUGAAGGCAUUUACCUACACACACUUAUUGUGGUGGCUGUGUUUGCGGAGAAGCAGCACUUGAUGUGGUAUUAUUUUCUUGGCUGGGGAUUUCCACUGAUUCCUGCUUGUAUACAUGCUGUUGCCAGAAGCUUGUAUUACAAUGACAACUGCUGGAUCAGUUCUGAUACCCAUCUCCUCUACAUUAUCCAUGGCCCAAUUUGUGCUGCUUUAUUGGUGAAUCUUUUUUUCCUAUUAAAUAUUGUACGUGUUCUUAUCACCAAGUUAAAAGUUACUCACCAAGCAGAAUCCAAUCUCUACAUGAAAGCUGUGAGAGCUACGCUUAUCCUGGUGCCAUUACUUGGCAUUGAAUUUGUACUGUUUCCAUGGCGACCUGAAGGAAGGAUUGCAGAGGAGGUGUAUGAUUACAUCAUGCACAUCCUCAUGCACUAUCAGGGUCUUUUGGUAUCUACAAUUUUCUGCUUCUUUAAUGGAGAGGUUCAAGCAAUUCUGAGAAGAAACUGGAAUCAAUAUAAAAUCCAAUUUGGAAACAGCUUUUCCCACUCAGAUGCUCUCCGUAGUGCAUCUUACACAGUGUCAACAAUCAGUGAUGGUGCAGGUUACAGUCAUGACUGUCCAACUGAACACUUAAAUGGAAAAAGCAUCCACGAUAUUGAAAACGUUGUCAUAAAACCGGAAAAGUUAUACGACUGA
Molecule: messenger RNA, 1389 nt
Organism: Lipotes vexillifer (Yangtze River dolphin)
Lineage: Eukaryota; Metazoa; Chordata; Mammalia; Artiodactyla; Lipotidae
Gene: CALCRL
Product: calcitonin receptor like receptor
Exons: 12
Coding region: 1-1389 (462 amino acids)
Biological process (GO): adenylate cyclase-activating G protein-coupled receptor signaling pathway; angiogenesis; cell surface receptor signaling pathway
Cellular component (GO): plasma membrane
Molecular function (GO): calcitonin receptor activity; calcitonin gene-related peptide receptor activity; adrenomedullin receptor activity
Source: RefSeq, a predicted model, not a curated record